AUAAGAAAAUUCAAGUCAAAGACCAUGGGAGAUGCAGCAAAACCUUAUUUUGUAAAGCGCACUAAAGACCGAGGGACUGUUGAUGAUGAUGAUUUCAGAAGGGGACACCCCCAACAAGAUUAUUUAAUAGUGGAUGAUUAUGCUAAAGGCCACAGUGGUAAAAUGGAAAAAGGCCUUCCCAAAAAAAAGGUAUCACCAGGGAACUAUGGGAAUACUCCCAGAAAAGGACUAUAUGCAACUUCCAAUAAUCCAUACGCAUUUAAAAAUCCAAUUUACAGCCAACCAGCUUGGAUAAAUGACAGCCACAAAGAUCAGAACAGGAGAUGGCUUUCUGAUGAACUUUCUGGUAAUUCAGACAGUUGGAGAGAAUUUAAACCUGGACCUAGAGUUCCUGUUACAAGCCGACCAAGAAAAGACUCCUUUCAAGAAUGUGAAGAUGGUUAUAGGUGGCAAGAUGGAAGAGGCUGCAGAACUGUAAGACGACUGUUUCAUAAAGAGCUAACGAGCCUAGAAACUAUGUCAGAAGUGGAAGCAGGAAGCCCUGAAAACAAGAAGCAGAGGUCCAGACCUAGGAAACCAAGGAGAACUAGAAAUGAAGAAAAUGAGCAGGAUGAAGGCUUGGAAGGUCCCGUGAUUGAUGAAUCAGUCCUUUCCGUGAAGGAGUUGCUGGGCUUACAGCAGGCUGAGGAGCGACUAAGAAGAGACUGUAUUGACAGGCUAAAAAGGCGACCACGAAACUACCCUACAGCAAAAUACACCUGCAAGCUCUGUGAUGUUUUAAUUGAAUCCAUUGCAUUUGCCCAUAAGCAUAUCAAAGAGAAAAGGCACAAGAAAAACAUUAAGGAAAAGCAGGAGGAAGAGUUGCUCACUACGUUACCCCCACCAACACCCUCCCAGAUAAAUGCAAUUGGUAUUGCUAUUGACAAAGUGGUACAGGAGUUUGGCUUACACAAUGAGAACUUGGAACAGAGACUAGGAAUUAAACGUAUCAUGGAAAAUGUGUUCCAACACAAGUUACCAGAUUGUUCUCUAAGAUUAUAUGGGUCAUCCUGUAGCCGAUUUGGUUUCAAAAAUUCAGAUGUAAACAUUGACAUCCAAUUUCCAGCCAUUAUGUCUCAACCAGAUGUUCUCUUACUUGUUCAAGAAUGUUUAAAGAAUAGUGAUUCUUUUACUGAUGUUGAUGCAGAUUUCCAUGCUAGAGUUCCAGUGGUGGUGUGCAGAGAAAAGCAAAGUGGUCUCCUUUGUAAAGUGAGUGCAGGAAAUGAAAAUGCUUGUCUGACAACAAAUCAUUUAACUGCCCUUGGAAAACUAGAACCCAGACUGGUUCCUUUGGUGAUUGCAUUUAGAUAUUGGGCAAAGCUUUGCAGUAUAGAUCGUCCUGAAGAAGGUGGCUUGCCACCUUACGUGUUUGCCUUGAUGGCCAUUUUCUUUCUUCAGCAGAGGAAAGAGCCCCUUCUGCCUGUUUACCUAGGAUCAUGGAUUGAAGGAUUUUCAUUAAACAAACUAGGAAAUUUCAACCUUAAAGAUGUCGAGAACAACGUUGUGGUGUGGGAAUACAUUGAUGCUGCCACAGGGGAUACAGACGCAGCCAAAGAAGAGUGGCCCAGAGAGCCCAGAGACAAGCGGGUUAAAAUGGGACAGGUACCAUUAAUAUUUGACUUAAAGCACCAGCCUUCAGUACCAGUUGGGCAGCUCUGGGUGGAAUUGCUUCGAUUCUAUGCUUUAGAAUUUAAUUUGGCUGAUUUAGUGAUAAGUAUACGUGUCAAAGAAUCUGUUUCCCGUGAAUCAAAGGACUGGCCCAAAAAGCGCAUUGCUGUUGAAGAUCCCUACUCUGUUAAAAGGAAUGUGGCAAGGACUCUAAAUAACCAACCUGUGUUUGAAUACAUUCUUCACUGUUUAAGAACAACGUAUAAAUAUUUUGCUCUUCCACACAAAAUUGCAAAAUCUGGCCUUCUGAAGCCUGUGGGUGCAGUUACAGAUAUAUCAGAACAUAAAGAAGUAAUUAAUCAUGAUCCAGAUGUACAAACAAAAGAUGACAAAUUUGAAAAUUCAAUUUUGACUCCGAGUCCUGGUGCUAUCAGUCGAACUGCAAAUACUCACAAGGUACAGCCAGUUAAACAGAUUGCUGAUCACUUUGGGGACCCACCAGAAGAGGAAAUGGGAAACAUGCGCAUCAGUGUCAGCCUGGAAAACUCAGACUGUAUCAAAGCAGAAGCCAAUUGUGACGAUUAUGAGGAUGUUGGCAUGCACCAUCAGGAAACAGGAGGUGAAGAUAAAUUAAAAAUUGAAAAGGAGGGCCAGCAUUUGGCUGCUCAUGAUCAAGAUCUAAACAGUAGCAAACAUGGAGAACUUGCCAUCUGUGGCAGUGCAUGCAAUGAGACUGACAGACCUUUGGAUUUAGAAGGUUUCCAAAAUCUUACAGUCCAAGGGCGUGAUGGAUUUGUUACUAUAGUUGUCAGGGCUGAUAUUGAUGAAGUGAGUAUAGAAGGUACUGAUGAACUAGAGGACUCUCUAAACCAUUUUGCCCCUUCAGUACAGAGCCACACAUCAGAAAUCAUUAACUCUGAUGAAGAGGAGGAAGAAGAAGAGGAGGAAGAAGAGCCCAGGCUCACUGUCAACCAACAGGAAGAUGAAGAUGGUAUUGCUAAUGAAGAUGAGUUAGACAACACCUAUACUGGAUCAGGAGAGGAAGAUGCCCUGUCUGAAGAGGAUGAGGAACUGGGCGAGUCUGCUAAGUACGAAGAUUUGAAAGAAUGUGACACACAUGCUGAUGGAGCUCUUCUAGUGGAACUGAAUAAAAUAAAUCUUAAGGAAGAAAACAUAUGUGAGGAAAAUUCAGCUGAGGACCAGUGUGAUCUCUUCUAUGAAUUUAAUAAACUUAUCUUCACCAAAGGCAAGUCUCCUACAGUGGUGUGCAGUUUAUGCAAACGAGAGGGUCAUUUAAAGAAGGACUGUCCUGAAGACUUCAAACGAAUCCAGCUGGACCCUUUGCCACCAUUAACACCCAAAUUUUCAAGUAUCUUAGAUCAAGUUUGCAUCCAGUGUUACAAGGAUUUUUCUCCAACAAUUUUAGAAGAUCAGGCUCGUGAACAUAUCCGGCAAAACCUAGAAAGCUUCAUAAAACAAGAGUUUCCAGGAACUAAAUUGAGCUUGUUUGGCUCCUCCAAAAAUGGAUUUGGGUUCAAACAGAGUGACCUUGACAUCUGUAUGACAAUUAAUGGACUUGAAACUGCCGAGGGGUUGGACUGUGUAAGAACUAUUGAAGAAUUAGCAAGAUUCCUCAGAAAACAUUCAGGUCUGAGAAACAUCUUACCUAUUACAACAGCAAAGGUGCCCAUUGUAAAGUUCAUCCAUUCAAGAAGUGGUCUAGAAGUGGAUAUCAGUUUGUAUAACACAUUGGCUCUUCACAACACAAGGCUCUUAUCUGCUUAUUCAGCCAUUGACCCCAGAGUGAAAUACUUGUGCUAUACCAUGAAAGUAUUUACAAAGAUGUGUGACAUUGGGGAUGCAUCUAGAGGCAGCUUAUCAUCGUAUGCAUACACUCUUAUGGUGCUAUAUUUUCUCCAGCAGAGGAAUCCACCAGUCAUUCCUGUCCUUCAAGAGAUAUAUAAAGAUGAAAAGAAACCUGAAAUAUUUGUUGAUGGCUGGAAUACUUAUUUUUUUGAUCAAAUAGAUGAACUGCCCAGUUAUUGGCCAGAAUAUGGAAAAAAUACAGAAUCUGUUGGGCAGCUAUGGUUGGGACUUCUUCGUUUCUACACAGAGGAAUUUGAUUUUAAAGAACAUGUUAUUAGCAUCAGGAGAAAAAGUCUGCUUACAACUUUUAAAAAACAGUGGACUUCGAAAUACAUCGUUAUUGAAGAUCCCUUUGAUUUGAAUCAUAAUCUUGGAGCUGGAUUAUCAAGGAAAAUGACAAAUUUUAUAAUGAAAGCUUUUAUCAAUGGGAGAAGAGUGUUUGGUAGUCCAGUCAAAGGAUUUCCAAAGGACUACCCCUCCAAAAUGGAGUAUUUUUUUGAUCCAGAUGUACUAACUGAAGGAGAGCUGGCACCAAAUGAUAGAUGUUGCCGAAUUUGUGGGAAAAUCGGACAUUUUAUGAAAGACUGUCCAAUGAGGAGAAAAGUAAGGCGACGGCGAGAUCAGGAAGAUACUCCGAACCAAAGAUACCCUGAGAGCAAAGAAAAAAGAAGUAAAGAGGACAAAGAAAUUCAAAACAAGUACACAGAAAGGGAGGUGCCAGCAAAAGAAGAUAAGUCCCUGCAGUGCACAUCUCAGAAAGCCAAGCCAAUGAGGGCCACUGUUGACCUGGGAAGAGAGAAGCUUCUCAGACCCCCAGUAGAGAAGUGGAAGAGACAGGAUGACAGAGACUUAAGAGAAAAGCGUUGUUUUAUUUGUGGAAGAGAAGGGCACAUUAAAAAAGAAUGCCCACAAUUUAAAGGCUCUCCAGGUAGCCUUUCCAGUAAAUAUAUGACUCAGGGAAAAGCCUCACCGAAGAGGACCCAACAGGAAUCAUGA
Messenger RNA from Orycteropus afer afer, 4509 nucleotides. The record is from RefSeq and is a predicted model, not a curated record. NCBI's taxonomy places the organism in Eukaryota, Metazoa, Chordata, Mammalia, Tubulidentata, Orycteropodidae.